Molecule: messenger RNA, 652 nt
Organism: Oenanthe melanoleuca
Lineage: Eukaryota; Metazoa; Chordata; Aves; Passeriformes; Muscicapidae
Gene: CPTP
Product: ceramide-1-phosphate transfer protein
Exons: 2
Coding region: 21-638 (205 amino acids)
Biological process (GO): intermembrane lipid transfer; ceramide transport
Cellular component (GO): membrane; cytoplasm; cytosol
Molecular function (GO): ceramide 1-phosphate binding; ceramide 1-phosphate transfer activity
Source: RefSeq, a predicted model, not a curated record
GAGGCGGCGGCGAUGCAGCGAUGGCGGCGCCCGCCGCGUUCAGCCUGAGGGAGGUUCUGGACGCGUUCCGCGGGUGCGUGACGGAGCAGCAGGAGGUGCUGCUGGAGCCGUACCUGAGCGGCUGGCGGGGCCUCAUCCGCUUCCUGCAGAGCCUGGGCGCCGUCUUCUCCUUCAUCUGCAAGGACGCGGCGGCCAAGGUGUCGCUGCUGGAGGAGCUGCGGAGCCGGCAGGGCGUGCGCUCGGUGCAGGCGCUGGUGCGGGCGGAGCUGGCGGCGGGGCGGGCGGCGCUGCGGGCGCAGCCGGGCUCGGGCUGCCGGACGCUGCUGCGGCUGCACCGCGCCCUGCGCUGGCUGCAGCUCUUCCUGCAGGGGCUGCUCUCGGGGGAGCCGCGCACCUCCGUGCUCUGCACCGACGCCUACAACGCCUCCCUGGCCGAGCACCACCCCUGGCUGAUCCGCAAGGCCGCCACCGUGGCGUUCUGCGCGCUGCCCUCCCGCGACGCCUUCCUGAGCACCAUGAACGUGGGCACGAACCAGGAGGCGGAGGCGGUGCUGGGGGAGGCCAUCCCCUACAUCAGCCAGGUCUACAGCAUCACCCAGGAGCUCUUCGAGCGCCACCAGCUGCUCGACCUGCCCUGACAACCCCAUUUCUG